UGGUUGUCCACAAAUUUGAGCCUCAACAGUUACCUAUCUACCGUUAGUUUACGCUCAUUUGACUGGACCUUCUCUACUGGGAGCUCCGAGUGGGCUGGAAGCUUCCACAAGCCGGAAGAACACAGCCAGCGAGGAGGGGAUGGAGAUAGACUGCCAGCCUGAGGAAUCCAUAGUCUCUUCAUUUGAUGAGGACUGUGUUGAGCUCGGUGACGUCAAGGACAUGAGAUUGGAGGCAGAAGCAGUGGUCAAUGACGUACUUUUUGCCGUCGCUGAAAUGCACGUGUCACAAAGUCUCAACAGUGCGUCAGACGUGGCCUACAUAAACGUGGAAACAAGAGAGGGAAACCGGUAUUGUGUGGAACUCACAGAGGCAGGACUAAAGGUGGUGGGCUAUGCCUUCAAUCAAGUGGAUGAGGAUUUGAGCACCCAGUAUCAUGAGACUGUUUACUCGCUUCUGGACACGCUGAGUCCGGGUUACAGAGAAGCCUUUGGGAAUGCUUUGCUGCAGCGGCUGGAGAGGCUGAAGCAAAACGGACAAUAAAAAGAACCAACAUGCUGCAAAAGUUGUACAAGCGGAGUAGAAGUUGAUGAUGUGGGUGUUUGGAUAUGAGUCAAUAAUAACCAAGUCUGGUCAAAUAUUAUAGCCUGUUAUGUGAUGUCCACCUGCCUAGCUUCCACUAUAAUAAGGGGUAGCCUGCCCUAUCAACUUUGCUUUGUUCUGACUUUCAUAUCAGUGAAUGACUUCAUGUUAGUUACUUAAGUUUAGUGACUGCUAGGGGUUGGCUGUAUGGAGUCUGUUGCAACAUUGUAUUGUUGACUUUACUGUGGAAAGAUCUUCCAGCUUCCGCAUUACAAAUUUCCAACUGUGCACAUUGUUUGAGAAAUCUGCACCUUUUGUAUUCAUCAAAAUGACCUGCGAAAGAAGCAGCACGUUAUAUUCAGCAGGUGUCUCAGUGAAAGAGCCAAAUGCUAUAUUCUUUCAGCGUAACUCAUACUGCCUUAAUGACUGACUUUUGGUUAGAAAAGUACAAGUAACUUUUGUAUUGACAGAUAUAAAAAGCUAUUUUGUGGCACUGUCAUUUCACAUGGAUCACUAGGUCAGCAACAAUUGGAAAUUAUUUGAAAGGUUGUGUGUCAAACUAAGCUGGAACUGUAUUCAAUACCAAUCAAGUUAAUUGUGUUUGAAUAUUACUUGGGGGUUUUUCCACCAUACUGCACAGUGCAUUGCAACUCAAGCUUGCAUUUCAAACAUGAUGUAAAUAAGCUAUCCUGAGUUUAAAAAAAAAAAAAAAGUGGUUUUGUCGUCAAACCCCCCCCAGAAUGCACAGCAUUUGUUGAACUUCUAGAGCUGCUCUAAAAUGCUGAUUUAUUGUACAUGUGACCUGGUUAUGAGCAGACAUCGGUUCCCUUUGCAUUCAUACUGUUUCUUUGCUGCUGGCCUUUGCUCAGCCCAAUAAAUUCUCAGAAUUAUG
Molecule: messenger RNA, 1472 nt
Organism: Siniperca chuatsi (mandarin fish)
Lineage: Eukaryota; Metazoa; Chordata; Actinopteri; Centrarchiformes; Sinipercidae
Gene: gskip
Product: gsk3b interacting protein
Exons: 3
Coding region: 140-541 (133 amino acids)
Biological process (GO): regulation of canonical Wnt signaling pathway
Cellular component (GO): cytoplasm
Molecular function (GO): kinase regulator activity; protein kinase A binding
Source: RefSeq, a predicted model, not a curated record